UAGUACCAGUAAGCUCUGUUUCACAUGUCUUCACAGUUCACAGUAAAUUUCACAUUUCGAAUUUCGAAUUUCGAAUCUUUCUUUCCCGAAAUCUCUUUUUGUUUUAUAUAUAGAGGAUGAGUAUGAGAGGAGAAGCUGAAGCGUGGCCGGAGAUGGAGGCGAUAACUAGGAAGAUGGUGGAGGAAGUUGAAACAGAGAGCAGCGGAUCGUCCGAAGCUGAGACUGAGUCUCCAAGAUCCGUAGGACGUUGGACGGCUAAGGAGAGAGUGCACAGCCAGGUCUUGAAGAUCAGAGAGGAGGAUCAUUGCGUUCUCGAGAAUCGUCGAUAUCUUCAUCGUCCACAUGGUCUCAGUUUCUUCUUGAUCUCGAGGCCGAACUUGCCGUGUUCACCUCUCAGUGGCAAAGUGAAAUCCCUUAACGCGAUUCAGUGAUAUGACUCUCCCAUGUCCCAUCGAUCAAAGGUGUUCUGUCCUGAUGCGUUUUCUUUUUUUAAGUUCUCUGUUUUUUCUUUCUUGUUCGUUGUGUUACUGGAAGAACUCUUUAGAGAGAGUCUUUCUCUUGUCAUAAUGUCAUGUGUAUAUAAACCGUGAAUGUAUAUAUGAGUUCAUGAAACUUUAUGCUAGACUUUUGUUUA
Molecule: messenger RNA, 634 nt
Organism: Brassica oleracea var. oleracea
Lineage: Eukaryota; Viridiplantae; Streptophyta; Magnoliopsida; Brassicales; Brassicaceae
Exons: 2
Coding region: 117-431 (104 amino acids)
Source: RefSeq, a predicted model, not a curated record